Molecule: messenger RNA, 868 nt
Organism: Helianthus annuus (common sunflower)
Lineage: Eukaryota; Viridiplantae; Streptophyta; Magnoliopsida; Asterales; Asteraceae
Exons: 3
Coding region: 111-674 (187 amino acids)
Source: RefSeq, a predicted model, not a curated record
AUAAUGUCAUUCGGCCCAGCUUCGCUUUCACAGUGCCACUCCUCUCUCUGGAUGCAUCGCUUGUAGAAAGGGCAAUCGGUGAACGAAUCCAACGAAGAAAAACCACAAAAAUGAGUAACGAAACCCCCAAACUCUACGUUCACAAGCCUAAGAAAGCUCAACUGAAGAAACAUCUGCAACAACAAUCGCGAUCUUCACCGUCGCCGUCACCGGCACCGGUAACGGCGUCAUCUUCCUCAUCAAUGGCUAGUCAAUCUACUGCUUCUUCGUCUUCGCGUGUUCCUCCGACGCCGCCGAAGGAGUCACUUGCACGCCGUUAUAAGUUCCUCUGGCCGCUUCUUCUUGCCGUUAAUUUUUCAGUCGGAGCUUACCUUUUCAUGAGAACAAAGAAAAAGGAGAGCAUAGAGGAAGAUGCGGCUGCUGUUACAUCUACUCCCACAUCUGCUGUUUCAACUGCUGCAGUUAGUGAUACAUCAACGUUCCACCCUGUUGUUAUGGAGCCCGUGAAAGUACGUGAACCGAUACCAUUGGAUCAACAACGCGAGCUUUUCAAGUGGAUAUUGGAGGAAAAAAGGAAAAUAAAGCCAAAGGAUCCUGAAGAGAAAAAGAAAAUCGAUGAAGAAAAGGCCAUUUUGAAACAAUUCAUCCGAGCAAAGUCCAUCCCGCCAAUUUGAAAUUCAAAUCAUGUGUUGGAUUUUCUUCAUUUACAGUUUGUACAUUUUAGUUUUUGUUUAGGAUUAUGUUGGGAUAUGCCGAUAUGGCCAUAUUUUCCUCGGUUGGGUACUAUUAACCUUGGACAUUCGUCUUUGAUUUCUUAUAAAGGCAUAACAAUGAAUCGGUGAUGAUGACAAUUAUCGUUUUGCAUGUU